Molecule: messenger RNA, 7117 nt
Organism: Adineta ricciae
Lineage: Eukaryota; Metazoa; Rotifera; Eurotatoria; Adinetida; Adinetidae
Source: the annotation of a GenBank genome assembly
AUGCCUCCGUGGACACCAGAAUAUGUCUCUGCUCCGGAAGGUAAUCCAAAAGGUAGAACUUAUUUUAACUGGAAUGAUGAACGGCUACAAAAAUGGAAAGACGAUGCUAUCAAAAUGCAAGAUGCUCACGUGAAGGAUAAUAAUCAUACAGAAUGGUUUGCCUAUGAACGUGCAGAUGGAGGUGAUCUGGAGUUAAGAAUUGCAGUGACAAUUUACGGUGUCAGAACGCCAGAGAAAGGCACUAAAGCAACUCCUUCGUCGCCUUUUAAUAGUUAUGAACGUGGUGAAAGACUUCACGUUCGCAAACUAAAGAAGAAAAUUAUCGAACAUUCAAAUAGUUCUGAAAAAAUCCUCAUGAGUGUUAUUUAUAUAUCAACUGCAACUUUGAUGGAAAAAGAUGAUAAAGUCUAUGCAAGUGAAGAGCCAGUGUUUCGAAUCAACGGUCGUAAAAAAUACAUUGAUAAAAAUGGCAGAACUUACGUUGACUUUCAAGAUUAUAAAGAAAACAAUACAUUACAUAAGGUCGCUACCUUGGGUCCUGUCAAUGGAACAUAUAUAGUUGCCGAGAAAAACAACAAUGGACGAGUACCUUUAGAACUGGGCGAAACGCCCUCCUGUAAUCUAUCUCAACGUGUUAAAGCUAUCGGUGAUACAGUUGUUAUGGUUGGUGGAAUAGUUCUGUCCGUGACAGGUGUUGUCACAUUUUUUGCUCCAGCCCUAUUUUCUGCACGAGCCAUGGCUGUAAUUCAAGCGGGCUCUUUUUUUCUUACAGGCUACAACGUAGUUGGAGCUGGUGUGGGAAUUUAUGACAAAACAUUACACGACGAAAGCAUUCGCACUGACGUUUUGAUUUUAAUCUCCGCAGCAUUAUCUAACUACACUGGAGUACUGCGAACACAGGCCGUACGAUACGCACGAGAAGGGAAAACAUAUGCUGAAGUUAUGGAAAAAAUUGGUGCAGCACAGAGAGCUAUGUUUGCUAUAGCCAAUGUUUUUACGAUUUGCUCUAGUUCACUUGCAUUACUUUCGUCCAUAUACGAUCUCGUGACUAAACGAGAACGUACAUGGCUAGAUUACUAUCAACUAUCGAUGAGUCUAUUCAUGCUCAUGAACGUUUCUACAAAACCGAAAACUCUGAAAGCUGUUUUUGAAUCAGAGCAAAUGCAACACUUGAAACAAAUGGAAAAAAGCCUCAAAUCUGAUGAAGCAAAAGAAGAAAUGUCAAAAAUGCUAGAAUCGCAUGCAACAUCUGAUGACAAAGCAUACGUGAUUCGGAAUCUUAACAAGAUUGAAAAUCCUACAGAAUUUUUUGAAUUGAUUCGCAAAACUGGUAGUCAGGUUACUUGUACUGCUGAUGGACUCGCUGUUAACGGAAAGAUUGAUAUUUCUCCAUUAGCUUAUAAUGAUAUUGGCAAAGCGGUAUUUACAGAAAAACUCAAUCAAAUUUCGAAAUCUCAGGCAAGUGCAUUGCACACCAGCUUAAUGGACGAGUUUGCCGAUCAGGUGCCCCCUGAGAGAAGACAAGAAUUCGAAAGUAAACUGAACGAUAUAAAGAAUUUGCCUGUCGAACAACAACAGGAAGCGACGAGAAAUCUUGUCCAUGAGUUUACACCUGAGAAUGGCCAAGCUCAAAGAAAUUUUGAUGAAUCAUGGAACAAGGCAAAAUCAACAUCUCAAAAUGCCUUGAAUAAAAAAAUCGAUGACAUGAUCGGAGAUCUAGGACAAGGAAGUGGUACAGAUGAAAAAAAAACUGAUUUUAAGCAGCUAGGGGAUCUAGCAAAAAAACAACUGAAUGGUACAAUUACAGCUGAUGAACAAAACCAAUUGCAACAGCAAUUAGACAAGUGUUCAAGCCAUCGGAAAGAAUAUUUUUUCAAAUCAUCAGCCGAUCAUCGAGAUGACGCGAGUAACUCUGCGAAUGAUGCUGCCUUCAAAAAGGACAUUGACACAUUUACGAACGCAAGAAAUGAACGUUUAUGUUAUCGUGUUAAUGUUGAAGAUGUGAAAAAGACUUUAGCAGAUACUUUUGGAGUAGCCAAUCAUGAAGAUAUUACUGUGAAAGGUCAAAGAAUAUUCGCGAAUAUGAAGACUAGUGAUUAUGAUCGGUUAAAUCGUGUUCUGAAAACAUACGGUGACCGAGGUCCGAGUUUAUUAACUGCUGCCGAAAAACUUGGAAAUGAUCCUGCUUUCGCAGGACAAGUUAGAACACCCAGUGAUAUAGCGUCGAUUACAGAAGCUCUGGAUGCGGCAAGAGGAGGCCUUAAAGGUAAUGUCCAACGUAAAGCCUUUGUCGAUGGUGUGGCUUCCGGUAGUGGUGAACAUUAUGAAAAAUUUCGAAAUGAUUUCAACGCAAGAAUCAAUGCAGUGAAUGCGCUUCCUGCAGAAACCAGAUGUCAAUGGAGUAGUCCUCUUUCUAUGGCUUAUCAUUGGUGGAAGCAUGAAAAAGAUUUUGUUCCAGGUCGAGCACUAACAAUCGAUGAAUAUUUUGGUAAAUAUGCAACUGAUAUUUUCACAACAGAAAAUUACAUCGGAACAAGUCAUAAUCAAACAGGUGGUCUUAAACAAUCUUAUGCACGAAGUUUUGGGCAGCGUCUUCAUGUUGGUUUCACUUUCGGCGAUUCAGUAACAAAAAAUGCAAACUUAACCGCCGACGGAUUGAUUAAAGAGCUAUUCUCUAGUGGUGAAUCUGACCUAUCAUCUCUCAUCGAAUCUUUCGUCGUCAAAGAAUUCAUUCGACAGAAUAAAAAUCUCUGUCGCAUUACAGCUAAUAAUUGGAUAGCAUCCAAUCUUCAAAAUGGAUCAAGUGAUUUUAUUCGAAGAUUUAUUGCUGCUGAACAAGCAGAUAAGCUUAUAGAUAUUUUCCCACCAGAUUUACAAACUCGAUUAAUUAAUCUGAAAGUCGAGGAUGCUGUUGGAAGUUUACUGAUCGAAUUCAACCGACUUUUUAUCAGAUUACGGGAAAAAUUCGUACCUGCUCAAAGUGAAGAUAAAUUUCGUAGUUUUCUUGUCCAAUGGUUUCAAAGCGGAUUCAUGCCGUUAGCUGCAUGGAAAGUUCUCAUUGAAUGGAAGCAAAGCGGUCUAACUGUUCUCAACUUGAAAAACCUAAAAUGUCCACCUUCUGCUGAAAAUGAUACUAAUUGGCGGCAAUUGCAACGUCUAUUGAAUGAUAUAAAGACUGAUAAUUUUGUCGAACCCAACAAGAUUCAAACAAUUCUCGAUAUAUUUCUGGCUAUUCCCGAACUUACUGUCAAAGAUGGUGCCGUGAAACUUCUUGGAAGAAUUGUUUAUCUAAGUGAAUGGGCAAAACAGAUUGAAGAUUUGAUGAAAGCGCACAAUGCAACUCAGGCAUCCAUUUUCGCUGAGGAUGCUUUAACUAUUGAUUGUGAUCUAACUAACAAGAUAUGGGAAGGAAAGAUUUUAAUUUUACACGCCAAAGUGAUUUAUAUCGGACAAAAUUCAAGGAUUCGGUUGUCGGGUGCAGGGUACAGUCCAGGAAACACAAAGGCUGCGAGUGCAACGUCGACAGCAUACAGAGGUGCAGACGGUACGGAUGGUCGAGCCGGCGAAUCUAGUGGAAAUAUUGCUAUAUUAGCAACGAAAAUGUUGAAUCCUUCAAAAUUAACGAUCGAAUUGAAUGGUGGAAGGGGCGAAGACGGACAAGAUGGUGGUGACGGCUGUGAUGGAAAAGAUGGUGUCGGUGUUACAAAAUCUGAUCUUGACAAGUUGGUUGUUAACUAUUACAGUUUAUACCGUGAUUCCUGGUCAAAUUUUGCAAAUUAUUCGCCACCUUCCAAUUGGUCGAGAAAAAGUGAUUCUAGUAGUAGUGGAGAGUAUAUUUAUCGAACAUACGAAGACGAAAAUGGUCGUACGAUGACCUAUUCGUUUGCUGCUGACAAAGGAUGGACUUAUUCAACGUACGAACUCUAUUUUUUCAUAUGCGGAUCCAAAGGAACCAGUGGGACGCGAGGUGGAAGCAAUGGUGUUGGUGGUCAAGGUGGUUAUAAUGGGAGCUGUACAGCUCAAAAUCCUGAAACUGGUGAAGAAUUUCAAAUAAAUAUCAUACGACAUGGUAACAAAAGUGGACCUAAUGGUGACAAUGGAAAAGUUGGUCAGAGCGGCAGACACGGUAUCAAUGGAAACGAUAUGGGCCUAAUAGAUAGAUCAGCACAAGAAGCCUCAAAACACUACGAAGGUAGUUCAGAAAGAAAACUGAAUUGGGAUUAUUUUUACAAAGCUGAAUUCAAAAGUCGUUUGAAUGGUUAUCGGCGUUAUAAAGAAAAAGAAAGUGCCUGUUUUAUCAAGUUCCGCGACGGGGAAACAAUUGAUCAGACACAACGAUGUGCAGAGCAAGCAGAGAGAAGAGAAACUGUUCAAUCAUCUACUUCAAAAGCCGUGGCAAAACAAUCGAUUGUCAUUAGCAAGGUUUUAUCCGAAGCGCAAACUGUCUUUGGAAAGCAGAAUGCCUUUCUCGCUGAUGCAUGUGAGACAACGAAACAUGCAGCCAUCGGUGAAGACGAAGAAGAAAAGGAGGAGGAGACAGCAGAAAAUGUUGCCGAAGAAGUGGUAAUACUACGACAGAAAGAAGAAACAAGUAAAUUAUCAAAAUAUACGCCUGACAGUGAAAAGAAAAAACGUCCUGCUUAUACUCCUGAAACGUAUGUUGAUUAUGUGAAAUCUGUUGGGCGUCGAACAACAGUGAACAACUGCGCGCAGAUUCUGUUUGAUCUAUUCAGCGUGGAAUUUCCGCCGGCAUUGUUGGAAACGAUUGCUUUGAAUACACUCUUUCAUCAGAUGCGGUAUCGUCAACAAAUGCAAUCUUCAUUUGCUCUUGUCUUAGUCGCUACUCUUCAAUCGAAAAUUGCCAAUGGGAAGAGUUACGAUGAAAUCAAAGAAUUCAGCUCAAGUUUAUCCGAACGUCGCAAACGAAAAUUCAACCUUUCUCGUUUGCGCCAUCAAUUACGAGACAUUUCCAAAGAAGUAGAUACUGUAGAUGUGCAUCCAUCAAUGGACCUCAUGCCCGCUGCUAACAGUUAUUUUGGCAUCAAAGAAAAUCCAUUAAGUAGUACGCUGCUUCCUUACACCGAUCCGAACAAUGUUAAGAUAGUCAUCAAAGCAUUCUUCUCACAAUAUUCGGCGAAUGAGGUGGAUAUUCAGCUUUUAGGUGCUUUAAAUACAUUUGUGAAAAACGUCAAGCCAAAUUAUAUUUCAUCAUUGGCAUCGUUCGUUCAAGACGCGCACUUUCAGUGGACGGAUAGAGAUAUUGUUCAGGAGUUUUUGGAUAGUUUGAAAACAUGGCUUCUGGAAGAUGCUUUAUUAAAGAAACAAAAGAAGGAGAAGAAAGAUAAGAAGCACGCCGGCGAAAGUAAAGAUGAAACUGAGCGACCAGAAAGUCAUCAGGAUCGACAGAAAACGAAAUUGGAGUCUGAAUUUGAAAAUCUUGUUAAAGCAGUCGUGGCUGAUUUGGAAUAUUGGAAUCAAAUUAUCAAACCAGUUAAUCAACUGAUUUCGAACAACAAAGAGUAUUUGGCCAGAUUUGGUACUCCUCCAAACUUCGACAAAAGUGGUUUAAUCAGUAGUGCCAAAUCAUUUGCUUUCGGCUCAUCGAAUGACGAUAAGGCAAUUGAACAAACACAACAUCUGAUUAAAAUAUACUAUUUAGCAAAAUCGCUUCUUGUCUACAAUCAAAAGCUUUAUAUUAUGAAUGCGAUGAUGUUGAAAGAACAGGGCAAAUAUUCAUCGGAUAUAUAUUUUGAUAAUUCAAAUGAACUCGAAUGGUUCCUGACCCAGCAGAACCAUUAUCCUGUACCAUCCGACAGUAAUCAAUGUGAAGUUUACAUGUUGGAACACGGCCUGGCUUGUGCACCGUUUCGGUAUCUUCUGUCACUUCAUUUGAACAUCAAAUUAUGUUCCUAUCGACAGAUCAGUUUUCAAACAUUAGAAAACGUGGAAAUUCUCAAUCGACAGGCUUCUUCCUGUGAAACAUUAUGGCUACAGAAUGAACGACCACCGAUCGGCAUUGCACCUGAUGAAGAAUUCCGAAUAUUAGUGGCUGCUCAAACAUCGAUAGUAUCGAAGUACGAAAACCUUUUGGCUGCUGAAAUGCAAGUUCAAGUCAAGAGAGACUUCAGCACGAAGGAGAACAUGUCUACGUUCGCAUCGUUCUUUUCUCCACCGCUCCACGGUGCUGUCAUCGAAUGGAUUGAAAAUUAUAUCAACGUCACUCAAGACCAAUCACUUCUUCAUCUUCUUUAUUACCGGCUAUGGGUCGACGGUUGUCACCUUUCAUUGUUCGAACUACAAUUUAUCUUCACAUCAGUUUCCAGUUUGAAAACAUUACAUCAUUGUGAUAUGAAAUACCUUCUUUUACUUGUAAAUUCAGUUCCACAAUCGAAAUUUGUCGAUGUUCUCUUAUAUAUUCGACUUGAAUAUUAUUUCGGAAGACGAUUCAGUGUUGCAUCAAGAAUUUUCGGUGGCAUUCAGUUGAUACCAAAUAUUCGUUUUAAGGCUUUACUAGCAGUGAAAGUAAGCGAAUAUCGUUCGCCGAUUGAUGAAGAAGAUCUUUACAAAAUUAUUCUUAUGCUUCAACAUGCAUCGAAUGGAUCGGAGCAAUUAGUGAAGAUUGGCUUAAGCGAAUGGAUUUCUAUUGCUCAAAAACAAAAGUGGAGUGAAAUUGGAUAUUUAUUACAGCAGUAUGGAUCGGUUGGGUAUUAUCUCGGUGUUCUAGAUAACAAAGGAUUCAAAGAAGAAGAACGAAAAUUAAGACAAAUUAUUGAAAAAGCAACAUUUAUACCUGAGAAACUCAUUGCUCUCUAUACUCAGUGGAUUGUGACGAGAGAAAUCGUGGCCGAUUAUCAGUUUUUUAAAGACUUAAAGAAACGAUUCGUUCGGACAAAAGAUUAUCCAGGAUUAAAAGAUAAAUCAACGAAGUAUCAGUUAAUAACAACUGAAAUCGAGCAAGCGAAGUUGAUUAACUGGUUAUCAACUGGUAAAAUAUCAGUGAAUCAUGUCAAUUAUGAUGAUUUAGCUGAUAUGAGUGAUCGAAAAGUUGAUGCAUUAGUGAAUAGAAUCACUGGUCUACAUGAUACUCCAGAAGAAGCUGAAAAGAGGAGAAAAAGAA